AUGCCUUUCUUAAAGAAAAUAGAAACUCGCGAUUUGUCGUCGAAAUAUGGACAAGAACAUCGUGGUGUAGUAGCUCUUGAACCCAUUCGAGCCGGAGAACCUGUUUUUACGUGUGAUUUAUCAGUAUGCAACUAUUAUAAACUUGAAGACCCAACUAAUAAAAUGACAAAAGCUGAAGUUGCUGCUUUAAUGAAAGCUAAUCCAGAAUCAGCUGAUUAUCUUCGUUAUUAUACUUAUAUGCUUGAUGAUGAUUUAUUUGAUGUACCACGUCAUUAUAAAACUCGAGAGAUAACUGAAGAUUGCUUACUUUUUAAUCAUUCAUGUGAUCCAAAUUGUGGAUUUGGUGGUGACGAAGAAGAACUUGUUAUAGCUAUUCGAGAUAUUGCUGAAGGCGAAGAACUUACUUAUCAUUAUGGUUUAAUGGAUUCUGAAAAUAGCUUUUGGACUGGUUUAAUAUGUAGAUGUGGAGCAAAAAAUUGUAAUGGAGAACUUAAAUUUGAUUGGUGGCGAGAUCCUAAAUGGCAAGAAAAAUAUGAAAAAUAUGCUGGUGCUCAUAUUAAACGAAAAAUUAGAAAAUUACGUGAAGAACAAAAGAAAAAUCAAACAACAUCUUGA
This is a messenger RNA of Rotaria sp. Silwood1, 615 nucleotides long. The record is from the annotation of a GenBank genome assembly. NCBI's taxonomy places the organism in Eukaryota, Metazoa, Rotifera, Eurotatoria, Philodinida, Philodinidae.